Penicillium verhagenii is the source of this 1158-nucleotide messenger RNA. RefSeq names its product putative sarcosine oxidase. The record is from RefSeq and is a predicted model, not a curated record. Gene Ontology annotation, molecular function: sarcosine oxidase activity; flavin adenine dinucleotide binding. Lineage: Eukaryota; Fungi; Ascomycota; Eurotiomycetes; Eurotiales; Aspergillaceae. The transcript has a single exon. Bases 1 to 1158 code for a protein of 385 amino acids.
AUGAAGCAAGAUAUGGAACAAUUCGAUGUCGCCGUGGUUGGACUUGGAGUCCUGGGAAGCGGUGCGGCCUACUACGCCGCUCAGAAGGGAGCAAAGGUGAUUGGAUUUGAGCAGUUCGAGCUUGGUCACGUCCGAGGAGCUUCCCACGACACUUCACGCAUUGUCCGAACUUCAAACUUUGCACCCGAAUAUGUGGCCCUCGCCAAAUCAGCCUACAAGGACUGGGCCGAGCUAGAAAAUGUGACCGGCUACAAGAUGUUAACGACAACCGGCGGGGUGGUCUUCUUUGCGCCCGAGUCACCUACACCGGCAAGCGACUUCACGAAAAGUCUUGAUGCGCAAAACGUCCCCUAUGAAACACUCGAUGCACAAGAAGUGAAGAAGCGAUGGCCUCAGUUCGACAUUGCCGAUAACGUCACGACUGUAUACACGGCCGACUCGGGGAUCGCUCAUGCCGCGAAGACCGUCAGCACUUUGCAGGCGUUGGCACGAACUCAUGGCGCUGUCUUGAAAGAUAAUACCCCCGUUCACCGUGUCACGCCUCAAAAGUCCGGUGGCGUCAUUAUCGAGACACCGAGAGGCCGAUUCCAAGCUAAGAAGGUGAUUCUCACCACCGAUGCAUGGAUCAACAAACUCCUUGCCCCUCUCUCGGUGCAUAUCCCAGUCUCGGUGAUGCAAGAACAAGUCACAUAUUAUAAGCCUACAAACCCCUCGGCGUUUGCAACAGACAAGCUCCCCGUGUGGAUCUGGCAGGGAGCUCAUUGUUUCUAUGGAUUCCCGACCUAUGGCGAGCCAACUAUCAAAGCUGGACGCGAUUACUCCAACAACUUCAUGAGUCCUGAGGAGCGGACAUUUGUUCAUUCGCCACAGCUGCUGGAACAGCUCACGUCCUUUAUGGAUGGCUUCAUGCCGGACAAGGAACGUACACCGCUUCGCACGAUCACUUGUCAGUACACGAUCACUCCCGACCGACAAUUUAUUAUAAGUCCGCUGGAUAGCGAGCCCGAUAUCAUUGUUGGAUUGGGUGCUGCGCAUGCGUUCAAAUUUGCGCCUGCCUUUGGUCGUGUUCUAGCGGAGCUAGCUGUUGAUGGCAAGACCAAUGAGGAUAUCUCGAAAUGGGGAAUUCCGAAGGCUGCAACACUCAACAGCAAGCUUUGA